Molecule: messenger RNA, 2134 nt
Organism: Arachis duranensis
Lineage: Eukaryota; Viridiplantae; Streptophyta; Magnoliopsida; Fabales; Fabaceae
Product: protein NRT1/ PTR FAMILY 1.2
Exons: 4
Coding region: 78-1841 (587 amino acids)
Biological process (GO): transmembrane transport
Cellular component (GO): plasma membrane
Molecular function (GO): transmembrane transporter activity
Source: RefSeq, a predicted model, not a curated record
UUUCAUUUAUUUGAGAUCAUAAAAAAUAAAAAUCUCAAUCUGCCAACGUCCAAACCAGCGAGUAAGAAGAAGAAGAGAUGGAACACUCUGAAGAUGCAUCAUCUGAGAAUAGUAAUUCGAUGAUGGAAAAUGCGGUCUCUUCUUCUUCUUCCUCUUCUAAACUCAGAAAAGGUGGCUUGAGAACCAUGCCUUUCAUCAUAGUAAACGAGUGUUUGGAGAAGGUAGCAAGCUAUGGAAUCAUGCCGAACAUGAUAUUGUACUUGAUAAAUGAAUAUAAACUGGCUGCUGCUGAGGCUACAAAUGUAAUUUACACUUGGUCAGCCAUGUCCAACGUCUUAGCUAUCUUUGGUGCUUUCCUCUCUGAUUCUUAUUUGGGUCGCUUUCGCGUCAUCUUCAUUGGUUCUAUCUCAAGCCUUCUUGGAAUAGCUAGUUUAUGGUUAACUGCCAUGAUCCCAUCGCUACGACCUUGCGAAGCACUCGUCCAAAUCUGCAACUCUGCUUCAGCAGCACAGCUAGCAGUUCUGUUUCUUGCUUUAGGACUAAUUUCUAUUGGAGCUGGUUGUGUCAGACCUUGUUCCAUAGCCUUUGGAGCGGAUCAACUCGCAAUCAAAGAAAACUCGAACAAUGAGAGGCUCUUGGAUAGCUACUUUAAUUGGUAUUAUACCUCAAUAGGAGUUUCAACUAUCAUUGCUUUGAGUGUAAUUGUUUACAUUCAAGAAAACCUGGGAUGGAAAGUUGGCUUUGGAGUGCCUGCAGGACUAAUGUUCAUAUCUGCUCUCAGUUUCAUCAUCGGUUCGCCGUUGUAUAUUAAAGUUAAACCAAGGAGCAGCUUACUUACUAGCUUUAUUCAAGUGGCUGUCGUCGCCAUGAAGAAUCGGAAACUCUCUGUUCCUGAUUCAAACUUUGAUCAGUAUUAUCAAGGCAUUGAUAAAGAGCUGGUGUUUCCAACAGAUAGCCUAAGGUUUUUGAACAAAGCUUGCAUAAUAAGAAACCCAGAGAAUGACUUAAACCCAGAUGGUUCAAUCAAAGAUCCAUGGAGCCUAUGCACGGUAGGACAGGUCGAGUCGCUGAAAUCGUUGCUUCGAGUCCUUCCCAUGUGGACCACCGGCAUCUUCAUGAUGGUUUCCGUGAGCUCCUUCUCCACUCUCCAAGCAAACACCAUGGACAGAAGGUUAUUUGGUAAUUUCAAGAUUCCAGCAGGAUCCUUCAAUGUUGUCAUGAUAAUCACUUUAUCAAUAGUCAUUCCAAUAUACGACCGAAUCAUGGUACCUUUACUAGCAAGAUUCACAGGGCGGCCUAGAGGAUUCAGUUGUAAAGUCCGAAUGGGGAUCGGAUUGUUAUUCAUUUGUGUAGCCAAAGCAACUUCGGCCGUGGUCGAAACCAUGAGACGAAAUACAGCCAUUGAAGAAGGGUUUGCAGACCAACCGGAUGUCAUAAUUGGAAUGUCAGCUUUAUGGCUUGUGCCGGAGUUUGUUCUGCUUGGAUUCGCCGAGGCCUUCUACCCGGUCAGCCUGGUCGAGUUUUUCUACUCUUAUUUCCCAAAAACCAUGUCUAGUUUUGCAAUGGCUUUGUUCACACUUGAUCUAGCUGCUGCUGAUUUAGCUGGCAGCAUUUUGGUGAGCAUUGUGGAUAGUGUUUCCAGUAUGGGAGGGAAUGAGAGUUGGUUAUCAACCAACAUUAACAAGGGUCAUUUGAAUUACUAUUAUGCCCUGCUAACUUGCUUGGGAUUGAUUAACUACCUCUACUUUCUUGCUGUUUGUUGGGCUUAUGGACCUUCUCCUGGUUCAAGAGCCAAGGAAGAUAAUGAACAAUUUGAUUAUAGAGAGUUACCUUCUUCCUAGCUUAAUUCAUGUAGCACAACAAAUAGGUAUUUAUAGUUGCACCCACUUGAUUUUAAAGAGUUUGUAAGUUUGAUGGUGGAAAGAGGAAAACAUAGUUGAUAGAUAUAGAGAAGCUAUUAUAUUAUACUGUAGAGGGAAAUGUAGUAUUCACAAGAUUUGUAUAAAUCUUUGUGUAUUUUUACACAGAUAUGGGAGGGAAAACAGAAAUUAUGUGCUACUCAUAUAUCUUUUUCAAUUCUGCUUAGCUCCCUGUGACUCUGUUCAUAUCAAUAAUAAAUGCAGUUAUAAAAUAA